CAAUUACAAAAAGUUUGCAAAAGAUGAAAUGAUGAAUAAGGUAUGAAAAUUUAUUUGACAAAUAUUAUCAAGAAUUUGGAACAUUAUAGAACUGAUGAAUAGGUAUAUGGUUUCAGUAUUUUCGAAAGUUUAAUUAUGGAAUAUAAAAUCAGUAAUAUAUCUGUUUGGGAACGUUAUAAUGAUAGUGAUCUUUUAUUAUUUAAAACAUUUGCACCACAUUUAACUAUAGUAGAAAGAGCAAAUUUUCCAUUAUGGGCUAUACUUGGUUUUCCUGGAAGUAUAUUCAGUAUUAUUGUAUGGAGUAGUCGUCCAAUGAGACGUGGUGGUAGUGCAGCUGCUGCAGUUUAUCAAGCUAGUCUUGGUGUUGUGGAUUUAUGUUUUUUUAUUAUACAUUUAAAUUGGUAUUUACAUGUGGCAUGGCAACUCGGUGUACUUGAUCAUCCGGUAAUUUGUGAAACAUUCCCUGUUAUAAAUUAUUUAAUACAAUAUCUAAGUCCUACAUUGGCGUUUACAUUCACAUUAGAAAGAUAUUUAGCAAUAUGUCAUCCAUUCCGUUCACAAAGAAGUGUAAUGCGUUCCACAGUAAAAAGUGCUUUUAAAUUUAUUGCAAUUAUGUUUGUAUUUUGUUUGAUUACAGCUAGUGUUCAAGCAUUUGUAUAUGCUUAUAAUAAUGGUGUAUGCACUACUAGACCAUCAGUUGAAGAUCCUAAUUCUAUUGGAUUUAGUUUAUAUACGAAUUGGACUUUUAUCACAGAAUCACUAUAUUUUUUCUGUUUACCAAUUACUUGUCUUGUAUUAAAUAUAUUAGUCAUUGGAGUAUUACGACAAAGUAUUAAAUCAAAACGAAAUACUUUAAUUGUAACAACAGUAAAUGGCAAUUCAAACAUAAACUGUGAUCGUAAUCAAACUUCACAACCGAUAAGUAAAGGAGCACGUUCAAGUACAUUGACAUUGUUAUGUACAUCAUUUUAUCUUAUUAUUGCACAUCUAUCUGUAGCAAUAGCCGUAGUAAUUCAUAAACGUUUACCAACUGGUAAUGAAUAUUUAAGUGAUGAACAAAUACGUAAUGAUCCUGGUUGGACAACUUAUUUUCGUUUCUUUACAGUGCGUGUAUUGAUCGAAUGUUUUGCGAUGACACAUUAUGCAGCUAAAUUUCCAAUUUAUUUAGCAACAAGUAAACAAUUUCGUCAUGAAUUUUGUCGAAUAUUUCAAUGUUGUUGCAGAAAUCAAUCUUAUUUAUCACGAGAUACUGAUGCAGAUAUGGAUCAAAGUACACACUUACAAAAUGGUAAACGUUCAACAUACAUGUCUAACAGUAAACAUUCGUUAAACACUGUAUGUAAAACAAGUUUUACACAAAAGAAACUAAGGAAUUCUGCUGUAUCAUUCUCUUCCACAAAUGAAAAUUUGUUACCUACAAAAAUUCGAAGACGUCCAUCGCCUGGUCUAAGUCGUACCGUUCUAGGUGUAGACGGACAACGUGUGAAAGUUAAAUCAAAUAUUUCAUUAAGUGUUUAAUAAAUCCAAGAAAUGAAAUCAAUAUUAUUAUCUACGUCAUAUGAACAAACCUCCCACCCCCGAAAAAACACUAUCAAGUAUUCAAAUAUGUCCACUUUUAAGUAUGACAAAACUACUCAUUUCAGUUUCGACGGUGUAUACUUUUUUUUUAUACCUUAUACCAAGCACAAUAAAUGUAUGGAUGAAUAUUUAUUAUUUUUAUAAUCAAUGUAAAAUGUCACAAACAUUAUCUCUUUAAUAUAAACAAUUUAUUAAUCCAAAAAAGAAAUGUUUGUUUGUUUUUUCUAUGCAUUUGACAAAAAAGUUCAAUGAUCUAUAGAUACUCUAUAUCUGUUCAUUGGAAACAUUACCAUUAUAUUCAUAUGAAUGACAAUCAUUUCAUUUUGAUAUCUGAAUAUAUCUGAAGUUUAAUAAUGAGUAAUUAUGAUACACAGUUCUAUUUAGGAACUUAUUUACAGUAAAUUAUUAUGUAAUGAACUGUAUUGUAAUGUUAACAACAGAAAAUGUAUAAAUGAGUCAUAGUAAUAAUAAUUUUUCUUUCUAAUAAUAUAUCCAUAGUAUAUAAAUAAAUAUAUCAGAAGGGAUUUUUUUGGAUAUUAUGGUUGAGAUCAUGAG
Messenger RNA from Schistosoma rodhaini, 2133 nucleotides. The record is from the annotation of a GenBank genome assembly. NCBI's taxonomy places the organism in Eukaryota, Metazoa, Platyhelminthes, Trematoda, Strigeidida, Schistosomatidae.